AUGAUGACCUCGGGUUUGUCUUCCGGUAGGUUCCUCAGAGAGCUAAGCCUUUUAAAACGUAUGGCUGACUAUUCGUCCUGUGAUUCUACCAACUUAAAUCAAAUGCUGCAAGAUCUUGGUUUGGAUUUUAGUCAGUACACGUAUCCCAUGUUGCAGUGUGGUGUAGAUAAAGACACUUUGCUCCUGUUGUCCGAAGAGCAGUUGGCCAAAGAAUGUGGCGUAGACAACAGUAUUCAUCGAAUAAGGAUCUCCCAGGCUGUUCGAGGUUUGGUCCAGUCUCGAACCAGCAGUGAAGAAGACAUCACCAGCAACAAAAGUUUAGACGUCUUCAUUAGCUACAGAAGGUCAAAUGGUUCUCAGUUAGCCAGUUUGUUGAAAGUUCAUUUGCAGCUCCGAAGUUUUUCUGUUUUUAUCGACGUUGAGAGGUUGGAAGCAGGAAAAUUUGAUAACAACCUUCUCAACAGCAUAAGACAAGCCAAGCAUUUCCUCCUAGUUCUUACCCCGAAUGCUUUAGAUCGUUGUAUGGGAGACACCGAUUGCAAAGAUUGGGUUCACAGGGAAGUCGUCGAAGCGCUUCAUAGUCAGUGUAAUAUCAUUCCUAUAUUAGACAAUUUUCAAUGGCCUGAACCAGAGACCUUACCAGAAGACAUGAGAGCAGUAUGUUACUUCAAUGGAGUUAGGUGGAUCCACGACUAUCAGGACGCUUGUGUGGACAAGUUAGAGAGGUUCAUGAGGGGUGAAAUGAAUGUCAGAAGUGAUGGUCCACUAGGUCGCUACGUAGGCAUGGCCCCUGGCACCCCGGGGACUCCUAGCACCACACUCAACCGAAACGCUCUUUACCAGCGCAGUGCCAGCAACGACAGUACGAAAGGCAGUACAUGUUCUGACAAAGAGGUUGUAAAUUGUAACGGCAAUGGUAGUUCCCCAGGUGGAUCUCAUGUUUGACUCGCUUUAACGUGUCAGAUCCCCAACAAAAUUAAAUCUCCUCAAGUUAGGUGAUGAAUUCCGUAUAAAUGUUGUAUUAUCUUCACUUGUAAAUUGUGAUAGACAGAAGUGCACGUGCUGGAAAUUCGGUUUGGGAAAUGGCUCUUCAGUUUCUUACGCUACACGACUUUAAUUCUGGCAGGCCCUGAAAGUGUCAUGUUUUAUAACUCCUACAGGUGACAUGGUAGUGACCUCUAGUGGUUUCAACUUCAAGAAAGACAAGAUUAAUAAUAAUAAAAAGACAUUUUGUGAUGUCAUAUAGUCUAGGUAUAUGGAAAAGCAAGGGUAUGCUAUUCAUUAUGAAAUUUAUUAAAUAAAGUUUAGAACUAGUUUUAAAAGUCAUAUUCAGUUGGCUUGGAAAUGUUAAAAUGUGGAAUAUUUGGGCUCUUACAACUUUUGCUAAAAAAACAACUUAAUAUGUGAUGUAAUGUACGAAUAAAAUUUAUUGUCAACUUCACUUCUUAAAACCAUUAAGCCUAAGAAAAUAAAGCACUCGUUCAAACUCUUACGCGCUAAACAAGGUAGUUUAUUUUAAAAUAUCAGAUAUAAGGUUGGAAACCGAAAUGGAUUAAGAUGCUUAUUUCAAUUUUUUUGUAUAUUUUUAUUAAGGUGAUGGGUGUGUUUAAAUGUUUGUUCAUUAGAAUUUGCUCUAAAGUUAAAUCGUAAAACAAGUACGUAUAACUUCUUGUUCAAUUAUAAUAAGCCUAACAAUACGGCUUCAGGUCUGAAACACGAUAUUACAUUUUUUUUGUUUGAAGCUAUGUGCAUGUAUAUGUAUAUAUAAGGCCUAUCUGAGUAGUAAGAUUAAAUCAUAUUAAAUGAUUGUGAAAUUUCAA
This is a messenger RNA of Limulus polyphemus (Atlantic horseshoe crab), 1820 nucleotides long. Its product is annotated as sterile alpha and TIR motif-containing protein 1-like. Gene Ontology annotation, cellular component: dendrite. The transcript is spliced from 5 exons. Gene Ontology annotation, biological process: signal transduction; response to axon injury; negative regulation of MyD88-independent toll-like receptor signaling pathway. The record is from RefSeq and is a predicted model, not a curated record. Gene Ontology annotation, molecular function: NAD+ nucleosidase activity; signaling adaptor activity; protein binding. Bases 1 to 945 code for a protein of 314 amino acids. NCBI's taxonomy places the organism in Eukaryota, Metazoa, Arthropoda, Merostomata, Xiphosura, Limulidae.